This is a messenger RNA of Indicator indicator, 1067 nucleotides long. RefSeq names its product transmembrane protein 255A (gene TMEM255A). The record is from RefSeq and is a predicted model, not a curated record. The transcript has 9 exons. Bases 1 to 1050 code for a protein of 349 amino acids. Lineage: Eukaryota; Metazoa; Chordata; Aves; Piciformes; Indicatoridae.
AUGCGGCAGUCCCUGACUCAGCAGCGCCCGGGCGGCGUGGAGCUGCCCGACUCCGUGGGGUCAUUCAAUAGAAGAAAAAGAAAUUCCCUCUACGUAACUGUGACUCUCCUCAUUGUGUCAGUAUUAAUUCUAACGGUGGGCCUAGCUGCUACAACAAGAACCCAAAAUGUGACUGUUGGAGGUUAUUACCCAGGGGUUAUUCUUGGUUUUGGGUCGUUUCUUGGAAUAAUUGGAUCGAACUUGAUAGAAAACAAAAGGCAAAUGCUGGUUGCAUCGAUUGUCUUCAUCAGCUUUGGUGUCAUUGCUGCGUUCUGCUGUGCCAUAGUAGACGGCGUCUUUGCUGCCAGACACAUAGAUCUGAGGCCACUCUAUGCAGGGCGAUGUCAGUACUACUCCAAGAGUACAACCCCACCAGAGGUAAGAUCAAAUUUGGUUAAACCAUGCUUGGUGAUUGUGUCCUUAUGUGCUUUGUGUAUUUUUUCUGUAUUUGCACAGGCAAUCUGUCACCCACAGCGCCGUGCGCCCUGCACACCGAAAAUAAAAACCAACACCUGCUUCUGCUGUGACCUGUACAACUGUGGAAAUCGAGUAGAGAUUUCUGGAGGCUACUAUGAAUACAUUGAUGUCAGCAGCUGCCAGGACAUCAUCCACCUUUACCACUUGCUUUGGUCUGCAACAAUUCUGAACAUAGUGGGGCUAUUUCUAGGGAUCAUCACAGCAGCGAUACUUGGAGGCUUUAAAGACAUGACUCCUUCCCUGCCUACACUGAACUGUACGGUUGAAAAUGCACACCCCUCAGUGUCCUACUACUCCAGGCCACAAGUGACAUCUUACAACACCUACUACCACAGCACUCCUCACUUGCCUCCCUACUCUGCAUAUGACUUUCAGCAUUCCAGUGUGUUUCCAGCCUCUACUCCUUCUGGCCUCUCCGAUGAGCCCCCAUCAAUGUCGCCAUCUCCCAGCUAUAUGUGGUCCUCUAAUGCACCGCCUCGUUACUCACCACCAUAUUUUCCACCUUUUGAAAAGCCACCACCUUAUACACCAUAAGAAAAAGAAAAAAAAAA